This is a messenger RNA of Brugia malayi, 618 nucleotides long. RefSeq names its product Leucine Rich Repeat family protein. NCBI's taxonomy places the organism in Eukaryota, Metazoa, Nematoda, Chromadorea, Rhabditida, Onchocercidae. Gene Ontology annotation, molecular function: protein binding. Gene Ontology annotation, biological process: cytoskeleton organization. The coding region runs from base 1 to 618 and encodes 205 amino acids. The record is from RefSeq and is a predicted model, not a curated record. The transcript has 4 exons.
AUGGUUCGAUUAACUGAAUCAAUUGUUUAUAGUCGUACCAGAAUUACCGUCGAAUGUGUUCGAAAGUUGAAUUUAUGGGGUUGUGAUAUUGAUAACAUCGAUCUCUGCUCUCAGAUGAUUAAUUUGCAGAUCCUUUCUCUUAGUAUGAACAGAGUGAAAUGUUUAAAACCGUUGGAGAAUUGUAUGCAGCUAGAAGAAUUAUAUCUUCGGAAAAAUGAAAUUAGCAGUUUAAAUGAAUUGGAGCAUCUGAGAAAUCUGAAGCUGUUGAGAAUUCUUUGGAUUGAUGAAAAUCCAUGCACGGCUGACAACAAGCAUCGUGCGAAAGUUUUGCGAAUUUUACCUAACCUUACACGUUUGGAUGACAAACAGGUAACAAUUGAUGAACUACUGAAUGCUACUGAAAUUAAUUGGGAAAAUGAUCAGAGAACAGUUAUUGAUAAAAUUAUUCCGAAUCAUCCUCGUAUUCAAGAAUUAAUGCCUAAUCAUUUAACCCAUAAUCCGGGACACAUUAAGCAACAAUCCCCGAAACAAAUGGAGGCAUUCGUGUAUGAAGAAAAUAUUGAAAUACAGAAUGAUAAUCGAAAUUUAUGGCAAGAUUUUAAGCAAACAUUUAUGUAA